CACUACACUGGCGGCACAUGACAAGCAGCAUGAGCGGUGCCGAUCCCGUGAGCUGAGAAAGUUAUCGUCAGUUUCCUUAUGAUCCCAUUUUUAGUACAGCUUAAGCAUGGUUUGCCUGACUGGUUUGUUAGUUUCGGUGGCAGGUUUUGUCCUGCUAUUGCUCGGCAGUCUGUUUCUCUCAUACACGUUGUUUUUGCACUAUUUGCAUGUCAAAUACAGCCACAUUCCAGGACCAAAGCGAUCGAGCUUUUAUUGGGGCAACUUGGCAGAAAUGGCACAAGCGAUUGCUGACAAGAAGUUGAUAGAUGACCUCUUGUUUGAGUGGUCCAAAAAGUAUGGCAAUGUCUUUGUAUUCCAUAUCUUGCACAAUGUCAGCGUUCAGGUGUACACCCCAGAAGCUGCAAGGGAUAUCUUGGUUUUGGAGAACUUCCCCAAGUGGCAAAGAGGCUAUCGGGCUCUGACACAGGUGUUUGGACAACGCUUCUUCGGCAAAAGCCUUGUGACGGAAAUCGACCAUGAGACAUGGAAACCCAUGGGUGCUCUGUUUAGUCCAGCCUUCCAUCGCAACUUUUUGAAAACGUGUAUUGUCCAGUUCAAUACCAGCUGUGACUUGCUCCUAGAGAGCUUGUCUAAGAAAGCUGAUGGGAAGACUGAAGUCAACAUGCUGGACAUGUUCAACAGUGUCUCCCUAGAUUGCAUCACCAAGGUUGCAUUUGGUCUUCAUGUGAACAGACUUGAUGAAGAGAACCCCCAGCUCAUUGCAGAUAUCAGGUGUGCAGCAGAGUCAGCAUUUGAAAACUUCCUCAAGCCUCUGCUAUGGUGCAACCCAUCCAAGUCGGCUAGGGAAUAUCGUGAGAAGGGGAGACAGGCCGUCAACCGCAUUCGCAAGAUGGCGCGAGAUUGCAUCAUGACCACCAUGGAGUCCUUGAACUCCGGCCAGACGCUGGACAACAACAUACUGGCUCACAUACUGCAGACGUCGACGCUGAGCGACAAGAACGGCGUCAUCACGGAGGUGGAGCUGGAGAAGAUGGUGGAUCAUUUUGUCACGUUCCUGGGGGCAGGACAAGAGACCACAGCGUGUCUCAUGGCGUCUACUUUGUUGGAGAUUGUGCAACUUCCAGAAGUUGUAUACAAAAUGAAGACAGAAGCAGACGCUGUGAUUGGUGACAACGGAUACGUUAGCUUUGAGGACUUGUCCAAUCUGAAAUACACUCAGGCGGUUUUGAAGGAAGGUUUGCGUGUCCAUCCUCCAGUGUCCAGCGUUCCCAGACAGCUGACCAAAGAUGUCGUCUAUAAUGGUAUCAAAGUACCUGCAGGCUCCCCUGUUGCGGUGAGCAUGAUCAACAUGGCCAGGCAGGAGGAGUAUUUUGAAAAGCCGGAGGAAUUCAUACCAAGUCGAUUUUUGAAUGACGAAAGUUUCAAAUAUGUGCACAUCCCCUUUUCUCUGGGUCCAAGAAAAUGCAUCGGGCAGCAGUUUGCAAUGAUUGAGGCUCGCGUCAUCAUGGCCAAACUGAUGAAGUAUUUCCACUUUGAGCUGGUACCCGGUCAGUCUUUGCACUUCGUUAAGAUGGUAACCUGCAAACCCAAGGACGGCUGCUUGGUGUACAUCAAGCCUGUCGUUCCUCUCAACCAUGUGACUUCAUAAAUCGGGCGGUCCGAGAAACUUCAACCAGCAGAAUUGAUUCCUCAGGAAAUUUCAUUCUAACUGGGGUGCAGGGUGGCCACUUAUCAAAUUUGAAAAUCCAAGAUGACCACAGAAAAAUUCCCAAGAUUUCCCAAGAUAUCUUUACUCAUAGAAAUAGCAGCACAGACCCUAUUUGUAUGUGAAUAUGGCUCACAAAGUGCUUCAAUUAACAUUUUUGUCUGUUCUCAAUAUGCAAAAAAAUGCCAAGGCUCAGCGAAAUGUUCCCAAGCCCUGGCCUAAAUUCCCAAGAUCUUGGGAAAAAUCCCAAGGAGUGGCCACGCUGCUGGGGCAACAUAAGCGCAUGUUACUCAUUGCUUGCUGUGUUGCCACUAAAUUUGAGGCAACAAUGAAUACACAGUGAUUUUGAUGUCAUGUGUCAUGAAGCUCUGAUCAUACGAGGGAACAAAAUUAGAUCUCAGAUAUUGUACGUGGCAACUUGUACCAAAGAAUGGCAGACAAACUGCAACGUGAGUAACCAUAACUGACUUACCAAAAUAUGUCUCUCUGGAAGCUUUGUGAUUGAUUAUUUAUAAUAAUUGUAAUGGCAGAAUAUGACUUACACCCUAAUGAUGUAAAAGGCACUUACAAGAUUUUUCCGUCAGCACACAGAGGAAAACUUUCAAAUGCAAGGCAUUUAAAAUUUUCCAUAUCCUUUUUGUGUUACGUGAGUUACCCAUAAAAACUUAUUGCCGAGUGAAAAGAACUUUUUAUGUUGGCCUUUUGUUGUAGUUUUUUCAAUUAAUUUCAAGGGAUCUUCAGUGAGAAAAAUCCACCAUAAUUUAACUUUAUAGACUAACAGCACAGAGUUGACGGAAGACGUUUGGAGGGGCCAAAAGUAACGCAAGUUGUCAUGGAAUUACCCCUAUACAGCAUGCCAAGGUUUGAGUUUUGGCUAAGAAAUAGGGGUGCAUGGCCUCUUGAAAUCACCAGGACCCCUUACUGACGUCAGGGGGAUGGCUGUUCUGUUUCCAUAGCAACUGGCAGCAUACUGCUAUAGUCAUGUUUAAACCAAACCACACCCAUCUGGAAUAGACUAACCCAGGGAACAAAAUUAGAAGUCAUUUCAGACUAAAAACAUGCUUGUGUGCAUAUAGUAAGGUUCUACAAAGCCAGGCGUGUGUGUAUUUGCGAAUCCACGCAUACUUGUUCUGCAACUGUGGGGAUGUAUACGUUUUGUCCCGUAGUACUAUGGGGACCAAGAUGCUGUGGGGACAGCAGAAAGUCCCCAUAACUGAGUCCUACAUGUAAGUUGCUUAGCAAUAAGAAAAUUCCCAGAACGCGGUCCAAUAAGAGUGCGUGCAUACCACCUGUGUCUGAGCAUUCCAAUUUAGGUGUGGAUUAGUCUGCACACCCUGUAUGAAAUAGAAAUUGGAAAUUUUGAAACUCUGUGAUGGAUUGGCAAUAACCAUUUUCUUUAUUCAAUGUGUCAUAUGUUGACAUACUAGAUGUAAAGUUACUGAAACAAAUGCAUCCAUGUUGCAUUCCGUUAUCUGAAAUCUUUGUAUUUUUAUAAAUUGUGUAUUAGGCCAUAUUCUUAGCAGCAAGUCUUUAUGAGUUAACAGAUUAUAUUUAAAUUUUGGUUAUUUUAAUCCGGGACAGACCAAAUCAUCAAAAUGUAUAAACGUAUUAAUUAUUAGAAAUGGAUGUCUUUUACAUGUGCAUACAAUUUAUUUUUUGUUAAAAUGUUUGACAUUAUGAAUGGGUUAAAGGGAAUGUACAUCAUUAAUUUGCUUUUGCUGUAAUUUUCAGAAAUGGAUGGA
Molecule: messenger RNA, 3447 nt
Organism: Patiria miniata (bat star)
Lineage: Eukaryota; Metazoa; Echinodermata; Asteroidea; Valvatida; Asterinidae
Product: cholesterol 24-hydroxylase-like
Exons: 13
Coding region: 107-1648 (513 amino acids)
Biological process (GO): cholesterol catabolic process
Molecular function (GO): heme binding; cholesterol 24-hydroxylase activity; iron ion binding
Source: RefSeq, a predicted model, not a curated record